Molecule: messenger RNA, 5553 nt
Organism: Ascochyta rabiei
Lineage: Eukaryota; Fungi; Ascomycota; Dothideomycetes; Pleosporales; Didymellaceae
Exons: 5
Coding region: 1-5553 (1850 amino acids)
Biological process (GO): Golgi to endosome transport
Cellular component (GO): endosome; trans-Golgi network
Source: RefSeq, a predicted model, not a curated record
AUGGCCGCUGAAAUCACUGCUAACCUGCAGUUGUUCUCCCCACCAGGCUCUGGGCGCUCCUCGCCAGCACCAGUGCCACGAGCAACGCGCAACGCUGCAGAAGACGCUUUGUACAAAAAGGACAAGUCCUUCCGGCGGUAUGCGCUCGGUGUCGAACGGACGCUUGCCCUAUGGGACACGGCGCAGCAGGAAUGGGCAGAUUACAUUUCGUUUCUUGGGCGCUUGCUGAAGGCACUGCAAGCGCAUCCUUCCGAGACGCCUGUCAUUCCACAUAGCGAUACAGUCGCACUGCGAUUAGCGCAGUGUUUGAAUCCAGCCUUGCCCUCAGGUGUUCACCAGAAAGUACUCGAGGUCUAUGCCUACAUCUUCACAGCAAUUGGAGAAGAUGUCCUUGCUCGUGACCUGAACCUCUACCUCCCAGGCCUUUCCACGACCCUAUCCUUCGCCUCGCUCUCGGUGCGUCCGCUCUUCCUCUCCAUCUUCGAAACCCACAUUCUGAAACUCGACGGCCCUGCCCUACGACCAGCUCUGAAAGCUAUCAUACUGUCUCUACUCCCAGGCCUUGAAGAUGAGACAAGUGAGGAUUUCGAGCGUAUGGUGUCAGCUCUUGAUAGACUGCGAGAAGCUGUUCAGGAUCAGACAAACGACAUGGCAGAUGCGAAAAGUAACAACGGGCAUGCAUCUCAUUUCUGGCAGUGCUUCUUCCUUGCGAGCAUAACAAAUGCUUCUAGGAGGCAAGGCGCGCUUGCUUUCUUAACCCGCCGACUCCCCAAAUUCGGCUUACCAGUAUCGAAGAGCACGACACAGAGUGGCAGUCUGCCCCUUGAGGCUGAAGCGGCUGUUCAUCCUGAACCCGGUUUGUUGAUUCGAUGCUUCGAAGCGGGCCUUUCAGACCCGCAGCUUUUGAUCCAAAGAGGUUUCCUGGACCUCAUUGUUAGUCAUUUGCCCCUCGACUCCCCAGUCCUGCAGCAGCGUAUCAGCAAAGCAGAUCUCGAACGGCUUGUGGCAGCUGCUGCUGGCGUCGUGUCACGCAGAGACAUGAGCUUGAACAGAAGAUUGUGGGCAUGGUUUCUUGGACCAGAUCCUUCUGCUGCUGAUGUUGGCGAAGGUGCUGACUCGCCUACUCAAGAACGACACAGCACAGCAGCAGAUCCUUCGACUGUUCACGCAGCUUAUUUCUCUCGCUACGGGCUAGCAGCAUUGACGACUAGUGUACUCAAGAUGAUCAGCCGCCGCACGAAAACUCCGGCUGAGCGAGCACGACCGUUUCGAGUCUGUCUGUCACUUAUGGAUCGCUGGGAAGUCGGUGGCCUAAUCGUUCCCGAGCUAUUCUUACCCGCGCUACAGAGCGUCCAGACCUAUAGCGAGGACGCAUCAAAAGAGCAGGUGGACGAGGUCAUGAGAAGCGCCAGUGCAUUCUUUGAUGGUGUCGACAGCGGCCUGAUCUGGGGCAAGCUGACCCACCUCGUCGCUUCAUCACUAGACUGUUCAACCACCAAAGAGGAGGCAUUGCGGCAAAUGAAGCUCGCAAAGUUUGUCCUUGCGCGUUUCAACCUCAAAGAAGAAGACAUGCUACUUCAUCACAUGCCGUUGAUGAUUGUCGCUACGCUCACUUCACUUGGCAAGGUCUCUCAAUCCCGUAACUCGCAGGCUAUAAACUUUGAGGUUAUCGAUUUGGCUCUUGAAAUAGCUGAUUCGCUUGUUCAGAUCGUCCCAGACCGAGCUUUGAAAUUUGAGCAAGCUACAAAACAGCAGCAAGUAUCCGCUGCCAUAAGUGCACCGAGAGCUCAAGUGCUGCAGCAGAUAGCAACCUUCUACGAAGAUGCUCAGGCUGGCCUGGAGUCAGCAGAGCUUCUCUACGAACCCACUUUCUUAGGCCAUAUCGCUCUGCGAGAGGCUUCGCACAUAACACUCGCCACGCUUCAAGCAGAUGGGUGGUCCUACUCUCCAGAGAUGCCUUCCAGGAUCCUGGCCAACCUGGUACUCAAGAUACAGGAUUUGGAUGUUAUUGAUGAUUUCGAGUUCUCCUCUGUACUCCAAGAAUCUCUUUCUGGCACUCAAACGAUUCCUUUCUCUCACUUGAGCGCCAUCGCUGGCAUACUUGCGGCAGUGCAAGUGGCUCGCCCGUCGCAGCCGUACAUUUCUGCUUCCAAUCUUUCCGAGCUCCUGCAUCAGCUGAUUGCUUCUCUGUGGCACUACCUCUCACCGACAAUGCCGAAGUAUCACGUAGAAGCUACUUUGUGCGUGCUGCAAUUGCACUCUAUCUCGCCAUCUGAUCGCUUGGUCGAAGCGGCUAUUUCUGCCAUCAUAACUAAGCAGAUUGUGCACCACUCGAUUGCUGCACCGGUGCCAGACUGUGGUCGACGAUUUGCAGUACUUUGGACUCAUACGAUGCACGAGUUGAGCCUACAAUCGGAGAAGCGCGGCAGCGUCACUCGGCGUGCGAGUGGGAUGUCCCUACCGCCCCCUACACUGUCACCAGGAACUUUCCACUCAGUUCUGACAAGACCGCUGCUUCUGCUUCUCGACACUUUGGCCGAGGAGGGCACAGAGACAUCCACGUUCAUGAGAAGCUGGCUCCUCGAUCUCCCCACUCUGAACAGGGUGUUUGAGGUUUUGGCUGUACACCUUCAGUCUUUGCGAUGCCUAGCAUCCACUGAGACCUUGAAGCCCGAAAACAGUGCUAGGUUGCGAUCGGCAGCUGAGGCAAGAGACGAUACGAGAGAGUGCCUAUACUAUUUGGGACACGUGUUUUACAUGCUGAAACGGCCAUCGCAAUUUACCUGGGGAAUAUUAGCACAGACAGCUGCUACGUGGGACCCGAGCUCGGUCAAUGGAAUAUCACUCCAAGAAUGGCUCAUACGGAAGUGCCUCGGUGCCCUGUCGAUCCAAGCUGGUGUGGCAGACGCAGUUCUUGAGCCACAUAUCUACGAGCUGCAUCGAAUUGCUAUCUCGAUCAUCUCGCAGAUCUAUCAGGGUCCGUUUGCUCCAAAUCUGAGGGAUCUCGAAAUCGAAGUGCCGCUCAUGGUCAGGCUCAGGACUGCGGUGCCAUCUCUACAAAGCCUUUUGCUCGGUGCAAUACUGUCCGCCCUCCGCGUACGCCUCCUUCAAUCCCCUGAAGAGAAAGCACAAGAUACAAAGCCACCGCACAACGCCGCUCAGAGGUCAAGACUAUCUUUGGCUCUGAAUAGGGACUCCGUAGACCACACGCCAGCACCUGUGCCUCCACCAUCUCAGCUCGUGGACUGCCUCAAAUUCGGGUUCUCAUCUACGUCAAGCCGACUUGUCCUUGACGACUGGGUGCAGUUUCUCAUAGAGGUUUUUCCCAUGUUUGCCGACACGAUUUUCCAAAAUCUACUACCUCUUGUAGAGUGCUUUUGUAAAGAGAUCAACACCACCUUCAACCUACUGAAAACAACGUUCGCUAAACAUGAAGCAUCAGUUGGAUGCUCUCCUGAAUCGACUCUCAUUUCUCUUAUCAAUGGCUUGGAACAAAUCUUGGCUAAGGCACAUGAUCGUUUGAUGAGUCAGGAGACCCAGGCUUCGGUCAACAAGUCUCCAGAGGCUCCUCAAGGCUUCUUCAGCAACGUGGUCUCGGGCGUUUUCGCGCCAGAGGCUAACCAAACAAGGACUCCGACUGCCAACAGCAGGCUCACAGUCCUACUCUGUUUCCAGGAUACCGUGCGAAUCUGUUUCGCCAUCUGGUCAUGGGGUGGCUUUACGCAAGACCGUCAGGAUCCUACAUCGGCAUCAUCCUUCAGCUAUACAUCAUUGCGUAUGCGCAAUCGAGCAAGGCGUAUUCUGGAGCAUCUAUUUGCUGCAGAGACGCUAGAGUGCCUUGAGACUUUGGUCGUGCUGUGGGCUCAUUCGACUAAGGAAGGUACACAUGAAACAGCCGUCAUGGGCCUCCUCAAUGUGUUGAAUGGGUCAAGACCAAAACUCACCAUUCCAGCUAUAUUCAACGCUUUGUACAGUCGUACGGACCCAAAUGCUCUGGACACCAACCGGAUGUCCACCCUGACCUCAGACUUAUCUGAUACAGACCUCGUGGCAUUCUUGGUUGAGUACACAAGGUCGCUUGAGGACGAUGCGAUGGACGAGAUCUGGCAGGAUUGCACAUUGUUCUUGCGUGAUGUGCUUGCCAAUCCUCUUCCUCAUCGGCAGAUACUACCUACUCUGCUCGAGUUCUCUGCUGUCAUCGGCCAGAAAGUUGACAACACGACGUUCGGCGAGCAGCGGAAAAUGAGGAGAGAGCUCGCAGAUAUCUUUGCGCGCAUAUUGACAGCAACGUUCACAACACGUCCAAUGGGCUACACGCAAGACAUGAACCACUCUACAACAGGUGCAAAGAUUUCUGCAGUCACGAACAGCAGCCGAGCGCAGAAACGUGCAUCUGAUGUCGUGUCCAUACUCACAUCGAUCGUACCCACUCUUCCCACCGUUCUUGCAGAUACAGACCGUGUCACAAAGGUGGUGUCCGACAUAUCGACAUCAGUCAUUGGCCCCACUUUCCGUGCGAAGUCUUUCCCAGACAACGUGUCUACCAACACACUGGAUCUCCUACAUCAGUUGACAAAAUUAGCACAAGGAAGCAAGCUGCUGAAGAAGGACAUAUACGAUGCCUUCAACGACCCGAAGUUCUUCAAUACGCCUCUCGAUCUGAUCAGAGAUGCAUGGCUGCCUAUACUAUCUCAAUGGACGCAGUCAGAUAAGGAACGUGUUCCAGAACUACUGACACGUCUGACUGCGCCAACGACAGCAGGCAUCAUGUUCGGUGUAGGUGCCGCAUCCGCACGGCAAGAAGCCGACCGCAAAGCGCAAACCACGCUACGAAGGAUCUCACUGCUCAUUCUUGCCAGUCCAGAAGACGCUUUCACGCCCAACAUCCCGCAUAUUCUCGAAAAGAUUGUCGAGCUCCUCACGGCAACACCCGCUUCGUCACCGUCCUCCAGCACACGUGCUGAUGUGUUUGUACUGCUGCGAUCUAUCAUCCUCAAAACAUCGCCCAUUCACCUUGCAUCGAUCUGGCCUAUUGUCAAUGGCGAACUAACGUCAAGCCUGUCUUCACUGUUACCGGAUGCAAUGAACAAGGAGCAAUACAACAAUGCUGGGAUCAUUCAAGCGUGCAAACUGCUCGAUCAGAUCGUCGUCAUUGACCCUGACGACUUUCAACUUAUAGAAUGGCUCUUCCUCACUGACACUAUUGAUGCGGUGUAUAAACCUAUUUCUCCGCCCACCUUACUCAGUCUCACUGAUGAAAUCAAUGAGGCCUUAGCACAAACUUCAUCUGCGCCCAUCGUCGCACCGGUCAUCCAGAACGAGAGCUCAGAGGGUGAGCCACUGAAGAGGUUGUAUCUGGAUCCUCUGAUCAGGGCACUGGAGGAGGAAGAGGGUGCAGCAGUGCUGGAUAUGGCGAGGGGAGAAUUAGUGGAUAGAGUUAUCAAGCCAUUCCUAGGGAAUCUGGCGAUGGUAGCCUUCGAGGCUAGGUACGGUGGAGGUGAGCCGGAUUGGAAGGGGGCUUGGGCCAGUGUUGUGAAGGAUGCUGUCAGCUAG